CAGAAAUCAAAGGUAGGGAUUCACCUGUAACUGAUUUAUCUUGAGGAUAUGGCAGGCAAAGGCAUCAGCAAAGGAACUCUCAACCUUCGUUUCAUGCAAAAUGCGCAACGGAACGAAGACCUCACCAUCGCCCUUUCUGGCACCAGCCUACCUACGGAUAUGUCAACGGGUCCGACAGCGACAGGUUCACUAUUAUCGUUUCAGGAUGAUUCAAAAUGGGAGGUAUCAGCUGCUGUGAGGGAAGCCUGGGGUACAGGGUCUAAGUCAGGCGGAGGUGUAUCGCCGACACACGAAGCAUCUUAUCUCCCUUUCAUAUUCUCAUCUUCUGGAGAGUCGUCAUCGGCACCCAGCACGAGCGGUUCCACAGGUGUAAAGCUGCGCGGUCGACGGACGUGGAACAAAAAAGGGGAAGAAGUAAUCGAAACAGAUCCCAUACCGACCGAGCCCACCCCUUCCACGACCGCUACCUCUUUCUCGAAUUCGAAACGCCUUACCUCCAUCUCCGGCUCGACGUCCUACCACCCCGAAGCCCAUGCUGCCAGACCGAAAGAAAAGCCCUCUAAAGGCAAGCAAAAGGAUCGUUCUCGUGAUAAAGAUGCAGACCUCAACAGAGCGAGCGCUAAGUCCGCAAUGGAUCUUAUUCGGGAGAACGGGAAUGUAGGAGCCGAUAUGCGGACGGCGAGGGCGCCACAGCAGACCCAGACGCAAAGUCAGACUGUAUCUGUACCGGGCGCUAAUGGGUUCAUGAAGCCCGCCGGACUCGACGAUGUGGUAGAGAUGAAGGGAAACGUAAAAGGACAGGCGGUUGAAAGUCCCGGCGACGCGAAAAAGAAGAAAAAGGUGAAGAGAAUGAGGAGUGAGGCUGACGGACUUGGUGCGGCGGGAGGUGAGGGCGAGGGAGAUGAAGGAGAAGGCAAGAAGCGGAAGAAGAAGCGGAAAAGUGGGAACGCUGGUGAGGCUGAGUCAUAGUGUUCAGGCGUCUCGGAGACUUCUGCCAGACACAGCAACUUCGUCGUGUUCGUAAGUGCUCACUGGAGUUGACCUGUCUGCCCCGGCUUAUAGUGCACUCCAUACUGUCGGAGUGCUUGAUCCUUCCAAUCUACGGCAGUUAACUAUCUCAGGCUAGUCGUAUACGCUGCUGAUAUCGCCAGUUGUGGCCGUUGCUAUCCCCGCACACACUGCAGCACGAAGUCUUGCUCCCCCUUCCAUAUGUUCCUCGAACGUCAUGGGCCAUCGUUACCCUUCCUAACACGCAUUUGUUCAUAUGUAAUCUGGUGCCACAGACGCACGUUGCACAUCAUAGAUGGUGUUUCCUUCCAUGCCCCAAUAUGCAUCGCAGUGUCUUUCGGGCAACUUCUCAGUCACCGAGUUACGAGGUCGGUCAUUGGUUUCCCAAAUAAUCCCAUUCAUGCUCUUUCAGCAAUUAGAUAGGCC
Molecule: messenger RNA, 1434 nt
Organism: Stereum hirsutum FP-91666 SS1
Lineage: Eukaryota; Fungi; Basidiomycota; Agaricomycetes; Russulales; Stereaceae
Exons: 4
Coding region: 49-969 (306 amino acids)
Source: RefSeq, a predicted model, not a curated record